UAUCAACAGUGAGUGUCACAUUUAUCCUAUAGUGUCUUUAAUUUAGCUAUGUAACAGUUGCUUUUAUUGUGAAAGCCGGAAGUGUUAUAGCGGAAGUUGGCCUAGCCGGAGGAGACACUAGUGCGGACAGACAUUAUUGGGAAGGCUGUGGACCAUCACUGGGCGUUUUUUCCCCCCCCUCUUUUUCCGCCGCCGUUACGUGUCGUUUACCGGCGACUACCUCCGGGAUGACGUCGGCACGGCACGUCGAGCCAAAAGCGUCUCCCGCCCGGAGAUGUUACGCGGUGGAAACCGUUAGGAAGUGAGCGACAAUGACCGCAUUCCAGCAGCUCGUUUGGGCAAAUUAGCUGGUUAGCAUGUUUGUUUUUUUUCGCGUGUCACCUCCGUGAAAGUCAAUAUUUUUCACGUUUUUUUUCCUUUUUAUUGUCAGCCUCCGUGGAUUUAAAUGCACGUGGAAUAUAAGCAGAAGAGGAUAAAAACCGUGAGGUUUUUUUUCCCACGCUAGACAUGCCCGGUCUAUGGAGCCGAACUGGGCGAGUCUAAAAAGGCUUUUUUUUUUUUUUUUUUUUUUUAAAUUAUUCCUAGUAUUAUUAUUUAUUACUUUUUUUUUUGGAUGAUUUUAAAGACGAGGAGCUGAUCAGGAGUCAUCAUGGGGGAGCCCAGCCUGGACGACUCCAACGUCAAGGUGGCGGUUCGUGUUCGGCCCAUGAACCGGAGAGAAAAGGAAUUGAACACCAAGUGUGUGGUGGAGAUGGUGAAGAACCAGACCAUCCUCAAUCCGGCGGGGACCAACCUGGGCAAGAGCGACUCCAGGAAUCAGUCCAAGGUGUUUGCAUACGACUACUGCUUCUGGUCCAUGGACGAGUCGGACCAAGAGAAGUUUGCCGGUCAGGAAGUGGUGUUUCAGUGCCUUGGGGAAAGUCUUCUUCACAAUGCCUUCCUGGGCUACAACGCCUGCAUCUUUGCCUAUGGACAAACUGGUUCCGGAAAGUCCUACACCAUGAUGGGUUCUGGGGACCAGCCGGGCCUCAUUCCCCGGCUUUGCAGCGCGUUGUUUGACCGAACCCAGACGGAACAGCGGGAGCAGGAGAACUUCACCGUGGAGGUUUCCUACAUGGAGAUCUACAACGAAAAGGUCCGGGAUUUGCUGGAUCCAAAAGGCGGCAGACAAACACUGAGGGUCCGAGAGCACAAAGUGUUGGGUCCCUACGUGGACGGCCUGUCUCGGCUAGCGGUGGCGUGCUACAAGGACAUUGAGUCUCUGAUGUCGGAGGGGAAUAAAUCUCGCACAGUGGCCGCCACCAACAUGAACGAGGAGAGCAGUCGGUCGCACGCCGUCUUCAACAUCAUCCUCACGCACACGCUCACAGACGUGCAGUCUGGGACCAGCGGUGAGAAAGUGAGUCGUUUGAGUUUGGUCGACUUGGCCGGAAGUGAGCGAGCGGCAAAAACCGGAGCGGCGGGAGAGCGCCUGAAGGAGGGAAGCAACAUCAACAAGUCUCUGACGACCCUCGGUCUGGUGAUCUCCGCCCUCGCAGAACAAGGGACAGCCAAGAACAAGAACAAGUUUGUUCCCUACAGGGACUCGGUCCUGACAUGGCUGCUGAAGGACUGCCUCGGGGGCAACAGUCGCACCGCCAUGGUGGCGACUGUGAGCCCGGCGGCGGACAACUACGAGGAGACGCUGUCCACGCUGCGCUACGCCGACCGAGCAAAGAGCAUCGUCAACCACGCCGUGGUCAACGAGGACCCCAACGCUCGCAUCAUCAGGGAGCUCCGGGAGGAAGUGGAGAAGCUGCGAGUACAACUCACUCAAGCUGAGUCGCUGAAAGCCCCCGAGCUCAAGGAGCGUCUGGAGGAGUCGGAGAAGUUGAUUCAAGAGAUGACCAUCACGUGGGAGGACAAGCUUCGCAAGACGGAGGAGGUCGCGCAGGAGCGUCAGAAGCAGCUGGAGAGUCUUGGCAUUUCCCUGCAGUCGUCAGGAAUCAAAGUGGGCGAUGAUAAGUGCUUCCUGGUCAACCUUAACGCGGAUCCGGCGCUCAACGAGCUGCUGGUGUACUACCUCAAGGAGGACCACACCCAGGUGGGCUCUGCAGACUCCCAGGACAUCCAGCUGUGCGGGAUGGGCAUCCAGGCCGAGCACUGCGUCAUCGACAUCACAGGCGACACCGCCGUCGCCCUCACCCCCUACCCCAACGCCCGGACGUGUGUAAACGGGUCCCCGGUGACCGCCGCGCUGCAGCUUCACCACGGCGACCGCAUCCUCUGGGGAAACAACCACUUCUUCAGGAUAAAUCUGCCCAAGCGGCGCGCGCGGGCCGCUGAGGACGAGGAGGGUGACGGCGGCGGGAUGAAGAAGAGCGGGAGCAGCGAGCAGCUGGACGCGGACGGCGACACCGCCAGUGAGGUGUCCAGCGAAGUCAGCUUCUCCUACGAGUUCGCCCAGACCGAAGUCAUGAUGAAGGCUCUCGGCAACAACGACCCCAUGCAGAGCAUCCUGCAGUCCCUGGAGAGGCAGCACGAGGAGGAGAAGCGCUCUGCUCUGGAGCGGCAGAGGCAGAUGUACGAGCAGGAGCUCCAGCAGCUCCGGCGGAAGCUUAAUCCCGACCGCCUGUCCUCGGGCCACACGGCGCCGCCGGCAUGCGGCCAGCAACAGUCGCACUAUCGCAGCAUGGAGCGGCUCAGCGUUGGCGGCAUGAGCCAUUCCAACAGUGCCCAGAGCCGACUGAGACAGUGGAACGACGAAAGGGAGGCGGUGUUGCUGCGGAGUUUGCGGCGGCUGCGGGAGCAAAUAGUGCGAGCCAACCUCCUGGCGCAAGAAGCCUGCUUCAUCGCCGACGAGCUGGAGCGCCACACCGAGUACAGGGUCACCCUCCAGAUCCCCUCAGACAAUUUAAACGCCAACCGCAAGAGGGACGCCGUGCUCAGCGAACCGGCCAUCCAGGUACGACGCCGCUGCCGCGGGAAGCAAAUCUGGAGUUUGGAGAAAAUGGAGAACCGCCUGGUGGACAUGAGGGAACUGUACCAGGAGUGGCAGGACUACCAGCACCAUGACCACGACAACCCAAUGAUGCGCUCGUAUUUCCGCCGGGCCGACCCCUUCUUUGACGAGCAAGAGAACCACAGCCUGAUUGGCGUCGCCAACGUCUUCUUGUCCUGCCUUUUCUACGACGUCAAGCUGCAGUACGCUGUUCCCAUCAUCAACCAGAAGGGGGAGGUGGCCGGACGUCUCCAUGUGGAGGUGGUGAGGGUGGGAGGGGCUUUAGAGGACAACAUUGCCGGGGGAGACGAUCCUGACAACAACCUGGACUCUGAAAUCCAGGACCGCAAACUCGUCUGUAUGAUCAAGAUCCUGCAAGCCACGGGUCUCCCCCAGUACCUGUCCAACUUCGUCUUCUGCCAGUACUCCUUCUGGGACCAGUCCGAGCCCAUCAUCGUUGGUCCUGAGGUGGACCCCUCGUCCUCGUCGCCCAGCACCAAGGACCCGCACUGCAUGGUGGUGUUUGACAGCUGCAAGGAGCUGGCCGUGUCCGUGUCCGAGGAUUUCAUCGAGUACCUGACGGAAGGAGCGGUGGCCAUCGAGGUGUUUGGACACAGGCAGGCCGACGCAGGCAGGAACCCCGCCUUGUGGGACCUCAGCAUCAUCCAGGCUAAGACCCGAACACUAAGAGACAGGUGGAGCGAGGUAACGCGGCGUCUAGAACUCUGGAUCCAAAUCCUUGAGAUUAACGAAAACGGAGACUUUGUCCCGGUGGAAGUCAUCCCUGGCAGAGACGUAAGCACCGGAGGAAUCUUCCAGCUUCGCCAAGGUCAGGCCAGGAGGAUCCAGGUGGAGGUGCGCUCCGUCCAGGACUCGGGCACCAUGCCUCUGAUAGCGGAGAUCGUGCUGGCGGUGUCGGUGGGCUGCGUGGAGAUCACGCCCACCAUAAACGGCCAGGAGGGAGACGACAUGGACAGUUAUCAGGAGCGAGACCUGGAGCGCUUGAGACGUCAGUGGUUGGCAGCUCUCACCAAGAGACAGGAAUACUUGGACCAGCACCUGCAGAGUCUUGUCAGCAAAGCAGAAAAAAGCGAGGACGACAUGGAGAGAGAGGCGCAGCUGCUGGAGUGGCGCCUGACUCUGACAGAAGAGCGCAAUGCGGUCAUGGUGCCCUCUGCUGGUAGCGGCAUUCCCGGCGCGCCUGCAGAAUGGGUUCCUCUUCCGGGCAUGGAGACUCACAUUCCGGUCCUCUUCCUGAACCUCAAACCCGACGACCUCAGCUCUCAGGACCAGUUUGAGGUUCCCGACGCAGGGGGCUGGGACGCCACGCUGUGCGGCGAAGACGAGGACGACUUCUUCGACCUGCAGAUUGUCAAACAUUACGACGGCGAGGUGAAGGCGGAGGCGUCGUGGGACUCCACCGUUCACGAGUGCCCCCAACUGAGCCGAGGAGGCGCCUGGCCCGACAACCGCGUCUUCCUCACCGUGCGAGCGGUGGUGCAGCUCAGCCACCCCGCCGACAUGCAGCUGGUCCUGCGGAAGAGGAUCUGCGUCCACGUCAACCCCGGCCGCCAGGGCUUUGCACACAACUUCCUGAGGAGGAUGUCCGCCCGCAGCACCAUCCCCGGCUGCGGCGUCACCUUCGAGGUGGUGUCCAACAUCCCCGGGGACGCCCCCGGGACGGAGGACAGGGAGAUGCUGGCCCGCCUGGCCGCCAGCAGCCAGUCAGCAGAGGAUGAGGCCGCCAUUGAGAAGUACCUGAGGAGCGUGCUCAGUCUGGAGAACAUCCUCACACUGGAUCGCCUCAGACAGGAGGUAGCAGUGAAGGAACAGCUUGCUGCAAGAGGCCGAAGUAACAGACGGAGUAUCAGUUCCCCGUCUGUAAACCGGUUGUCUGGAAGCAGACAGGACCUGUCCACAACCUGCCUGCUGGAGGACAAGGGUCGAUGGGAGAGCCAACAGGACAUCUUCAUGCCCUCUCAGUUCCACCGCCCCCUCCCCCGCCCCGCCUCCUCGCCCUCCACCUACUGCCCCCCCUCCUCCAGCCCGCCCUCCGCCGUCAUCGGCCCGAACGACCAGGAGGCAGAGCAAGUGAAGGCGUUGGUUCCUCAGAUGCCCAAACUGCUCAAGUCUCUGUUCCCGGUGCGGGACGACAAGAAGGGGCUGAGGCCGUCGCCGCACAGCCAGCAGCACGUGCCCCGCAUCCUGUCGCCACCAGGGGGCGACGAUGGCAAGAUGAAGGCGGACAACACGGCCGCCCUCCUGCGAGACCGACGGUCCGACCAGUCGGAAGUCCCGCCUCUUCCUGUGCAUGACCCGCAUGACAGCGCCCCCCUCAGCCCGCUCAGCCAGUCGUCCAGCGGCUACUUCUCCGCUAGCGUCUCCACGGCGACCCUGUCUGACGCCCUGCAGCCCUCGCCCUCCUCGUCCUCCUCCCUGCUCGCCGCCGACGCCGCUCCCCCUCCUCCUCACCGCAACGGCGUGACCGCAGACGACUUCCUCCCCGUGCAGACUCCGGCCCGAGGAGGCCCGGCGGACGGGGGGGAGCGUUGCCGCGACGACGCGGCGCCCGACUGGCUGGCGGAGGGCGUCCACGUGACCAUCGGGAGCAGCAAGGCGGGGACGGUGCGCUACGUGGGAGCCACGCAGUUUGCGGAGGGCGUGUGGGCGGGGGUGGAGCUGGACUCCCCAGUGGGCAAACACGACGGCUCGGUUGGGGGACGCCGCUACUUCCAGUGUCGAGCGGCGCACGGCGUGAUGGUUCGCCCGGACCGCCUGACGCGGCGAGAUCGCAACGGGCGGCGGACGCAGGACGUCGGCGCCCCGGGUCACGUCCCCGUCCUGAGAGGCGAGAACCGCAAGUCGUGGAGCAGCUGAGACGCCAUCUUUGUAGCGUGAAGUCAGGAAGUCAGUAGGAGGAGCCUUUUUCCUUUGAGGUUUUUUUUUUCACCCAGAAUGCAUUGCUGCAGCCUCGCUCCACCUUCCCGGUCCUCCCACGGCGUGCCUUCAUGAGGCCACCUCAGGGACUGCAGGUUUGUGCCGCCACCACACUUUUUGUGUGCAAUACGCUCGCCCGCCAUCUUGGUGUGCCAACUGGGGGGGAAAAAAUGACACCGCUCUUAUUUUGAAAGGACUCUUAUUUUGGCGGGGAAGCGUUGUAAAAAUGAAGUCCGCCACAAAAAACUUUCCAGUGAACAUUCCAGAGACUUCAACUCGUGAUUUAUUUAUGGACGUCGAUCUGACAAGUGGCAAGGCCCACUUCCUGCCGGGGAAUAGGCUCCGCCCACCGCACAGGAAGUCUUCCAUGCCUGGCGACAGGAAGUGACGCUCGUCGGGCCUUCUCGUGUUAUUGAACUUUUUAUGCUGACGACUCGUCAAAGAGGCGGGUCGGUAAACUGUUGCUAUGACGACGAUAGCGACACAGAAGUACGGAGAUGAAAAUCACGCCAACGACGUUAGGAUCACGCUAAAGGAACAUUUUGUCGUAGUGUUACAAAAGUAAUAUCAGUCUUUUUACAAAUAUAACUUUACUCUCAUGCAAAUAUUUUUCUUGGAAAAAAGAAAAAAAGACUUGUCGUACAAAUACGACUUUUUAUUCUGACAACUUUUUGCUUAUUUUUUCAUUACGACUUUUUUCUUGACAUUUUUUCUCACCGUUACAUUAUCUUCUUUGCAACAUUGCAAUGUUUUUCUCAUACGAUUACUUUUUUUCCCCAACAAAUAUAACUUUGACGUAGUAUUACGACGUUUUGUCACAUUGCGACGUUUUGUCACAUUACGAUGUUUUGUCACAUUACAACGUUUUGUCACAUUACGACAUUUUGUCACAUUACGACAUUUCGUCACGCUACGACAUUUUGUCACAUUACUAUGUUUUGUCACAUUACGACAUUUCGUCACACUACGGCGUUUUGUCACAUUACGACGUUUUGUCACAUUACGACGUUUUGUCACAUUACGACGUUUUGUCACAUUACGUUUUGUCCCAUUACGACAUUUCGUCACACUACGGCGUUUUGUCACAUUACAUUUUGUCACAUUACUACGUUUUGUCACUUUACGACGUUUUGUCACAUUACGACGUUUUGUCACAUUACGACGUUUUGUCACUUUACGACGUUUUGUCACAUUACGAUGUUUUGUCAUAUUACUACGUUUUGUCACUUUACAACGUUUUGUCACAUUACGACGUUUUGUCAC
This is a messenger RNA of Entelurus aequoreus (snake pipefish), 7180 nucleotides long. It is a transcript of the gene kif13ba, whose product is annotated as kinesin family member 13Ba. The record is from RefSeq and is a predicted model, not a curated record. The coding region runs from base 650 to 5857 and encodes 1735 amino acids. Gene Ontology annotation, cellular component: adherens junction. The transcript is spliced from 38 exons. NCBI's taxonomy places the organism in Eukaryota, Metazoa, Chordata, Actinopteri, Syngnathiformes, Syngnathidae. Gene Ontology annotation, biological process: microtubule-based movement; regulation of protein localization. Gene Ontology annotation, molecular function: microtubule binding; ATP binding; cell adhesion molecule binding.